Messenger RNA from Leptomonas pyrrhocoris, 432 nucleotides. RefSeq lists its product as hypothetical. NCBI's taxonomy places the organism in Eukaryota, Euglenozoa, Kinetoplastea, Trypanosomatida, Trypanosomatidae. The record is from RefSeq and is a predicted model, not a curated record. The transcript has a single exon. The coding region runs from base 1 to 432 and encodes 143 amino acids.
AUGGAUGUUCUUUUUUAUUACUAUUUUUCGCAUGUUCGUCCCUUUUGCUGUUGUUUCUGUAUCCGCCGCAUCAGAGAUACAAAACAUUUUGCUAAUCAGUUUGUCAUGUUGUUCCUUCUUCCGCAAUUGUUGCAGCUAAUGUUUUUUUUUUCUUUUCUUCUUCUUGCAUUACUUGGUCUUUACACAUUUUUUUUCUUCUUCUAUGUUAUAAUAAGCCCCUUUUGUUUCCUCUUUUUUUUCCUUCACAUAUCUGUCUUUACUUGGCGUCCAAGUCAGUCGUCUAACCUUUGUGAUAAUUAUCCCACUUUUUUUUUCUUUUUAAGCGUCUUCUUCCUGUCCUUUGAUAACACGUCAUCAGCAUUUUCCCCAUCUGACCGUGGUUCAUGCGCGCAUGUGCACGUGUCUUUGGUAGUCGCUACCGUUAUGCGUUAG